This is a messenger RNA of Emiliania huxleyi CCMP1516, 956 nucleotides long. RefSeq lists its product as hypothetical. The record is from RefSeq and is a predicted model, not a curated record. Lineage: Eukaryota; Haptophyta; Isochrysidales; Noelaerhabdaceae. The annotation marks the transcript as partial. The transcript is spliced from 5 exons.
CUGUGGGCAACAAUGUCCAAGGGCUCCAAAAAGAAGCCCGGGCCCGCUCCUAAGUCUGAGCAGCGCGCCAAAGCAGAGCCUGUGCCGGGCGACGAGGCCACCUCCAAGGCGGAGCAGCAGUCUGCAGCCGAGCUCGAGGCGUGCUUCAUGAAGGCGCUCGAGAAGCGGAUGGGCGGGCUGGAGAUGACCGAGGACAACGUGCGCAAGGUGCUGCUCGCAAUGUCGCCGGAGGAGCAGCGCGCGCUCGCCGAGGAGGGCGAGGCGCUCAAGCGCGAGCUCCUCCAGAACGAGGAGCACGCGGACGAGGCGAAGAAAUUCCGCGCCGAGGUCAACAAGAAUGCCGAGGCGCGCGGGCUGCCGACCGAGGCGGACGGCGAGCACCUGACCAAGGGCGUGCUCGCCUUCCUCAACGCCGAGGGCGACGAGGCGUCCGGCCCCGUCCCCACCCUCCGCCUCCUGAUCAUGCUCGCCUCCUCGCCGUACCUCGCCAAGCUGGCGCUCGCCGACGCGGCGGCAGGCGGGCAGACAGGCGAGGCUCCGCCGGGCAGGGCGCGCGAGGCGCGCGCCGAGCCGGCGGACAUCGACGCGCUCGAGCAGGCCCUCGCCGGCCUGGAGGUCGACGGCUUCGCUCCCGAUCAGCGGGCAGGCCGGCCACCGUUUGUGCGCAGGAACCUGACGCUGCUGUGCGGGCACCUGCACCGGGAGCGGCUGCCCGAGUCGCUCGUUCUCCGCGACUCGACCAAGCGGGCGCAGGGUGCGGCGGCGGGCCGCGCCUCCAAGCUCUCCGAGAUGCUCUUCCGCUACGCGCUGCAGAACCGGUGGGUCAAGCCGGCGCUCGCCGCGACAGAGGUGCAGGCGCUCCUCACGAACGGGCUGUGGGACGGCUCGGAGGCCGCCAAGCGCCGCAUGGCCGAGCGUAUGGCGGAGGCGGGGCUCAAGCUGCCGCGCCUCAAGAC